CGAAGCGGAAGCUGAAGGAGAGGAUCUCCGCGCUCGACCUGGCCUACAAGGACAGGUCCGACCAAGCGGCGGACCCAGUUUCUGGCCCCGAGUCGCUCGGCCUGAACAAAGCAACGAAGCUAUCCUAUGUAAAAACGUACCCACCCCAGAGUUGUCAUGCAAUUCUGCAUGCCAAAAAAGUUUCUCAUGCGGCUGUCGCGCUCGGCUAGCUGGCCGGGCUGUGCUGAUCAGGUGUGGUGGGUAGCUCCCGACUGGUUGGCACUUGUAUUGGGGCGACUUGCCGUGGUAGCGCUCGGCUUUUGUAUGUUGAGGUCGCCGAAAGUGCUUCCUCGCCCACCCCCCGGGGAGGGGAUCCUUGACCUGUGGCGCUGGGAGCGGGUGUCCACUACAUGAUGAUGAUGAUGCGGAGCCCUAUGAGAAGCAUUUUCUAUUCGUGUUUUGGAGUUUGUGAUGCUAGAAUCAGCAUGGUAGGCUAGAUCUGUAAUGCUUCUGAGCUAGCGAAACAGGAUUACACUACGAGGACAAACUUGUCAUGCCAAACAACCAAAGCUGUGUGAUUUGUCUAGCAGAUUUGCCAACUUGACUCUGGUGUGGGGACGUUUUUAAUCAGGAUAGAAGCGCAGCGCGGUUAUCGCCGAUUGGCUGGAAACCAAGGAAAAGCUGGAGAAGAACCACGCCUUGCAGUUGGGAACGGAUCUGUACAAGUUGGGACUCGGCAUCAAGGCGGACGGGACGGUGACCCUGAGUCCCGGUAUCUACGAUCGGCUCGAGCGCGGGCGCGGCAUGUACCAGAAGGCCAAGGAGGCGUUCGCUGCGGAAAUGGACAUUCUGCGCAUGCUGCUGAAGCAGUCGGGCGAGGACGGCAGAGCAGAGGAACUGAAAAACCAAUUUCCAACGUUUGUGCAGUUGGAGCUCUUCUCCGAUACGCACAACCACCACACGGGUUCUUUGUCGGCAGAAGAAGUUGCGUUCAUUGAGCAAUUGCAGGCCGAGAACGCGAAGUUGCGAGCGGAAAAGAGGAAAGCGGAAGACGCGGAGGUGCUGCACCGACAGGUAGAGAAGGCGGCGGCCACGGCCUUGGACGAGGCGGCGGCGAUAUCAAAUGUAAAAAUGUCUGGGUCUGGAAGAGUCAUGCUGUUUUUGCAUGACACAGAAGGUCUGGCAUGGAAGCUCUAGCAUUACAGGUUUCGAGAAGCUUCCGCAAUGCCGAAUCCGCAUGACAAAUCCCCCACUUUGGUGACAGAAAGUGGGCAGCUUUUGCUACCCAUGCAUGAGAGAUUUUUCUGUGUUCUGAAAUGUGCAUCACAAGUUCGGAUUCUUCCAGACCCAGACAUUUUUAUAUUUGAUAGGCGAAAGACCAGGCGCUGCGGUCGGAGCUGGAAGCGCUGAAGCAAACCGCGUUCCACGCCGGCGCUGAGCGAGCGGUAGCUAAUGGAAAGGCCACGAAGGAGAAGUUGAAGCAGCAAGAUUUGGAGCGCGUUCUGGAGAGGGAAGCGAAGGUGCAGACCGCGGCAGCGCAGCGGAUGAAGAGUGAGCGGGACCUGGCCGGGCAGCAGUUGAGACAAACGCGGAGGCAACUCGCGGAACUGCUAGGCGAGAAAGAGCACUUGAGCAAGCACCUCUCGGAACUGUCCUCGGGGCAGGAAAAAGUUGCAAAAUUAGAGGCGGCGCUUGGCGAGUCCACGCGUCUCUUGCGGGAGACCGAGAUGGAGCGCGAUGCGGAAAAACGAGAACUGGAGUCCGCGGACCUGGAGCGCAGCGUGCGGGUCGCAGCAGAGUUAGCGGCCGGCAGCAGCACAAACUUGGCUGAACUGGGCGGACAUGUGAACAAGAUCAUGAUGCCUAACAGCAAUAGUGCCGUGUUGCCCGAAACGUCGCGGCUCGCAGUGCCUCUAGUACAACCCGAGUUAACAGCAGCUUCGUCUCCCUUUAGCACCGCAAGAAGUAGACAGGAGUCUUCGUUGCUGCAGACGGAGAGUUCGGCUGGGGCGACGAGUGCGGCGUCGACAGAGCUUUCGAGCCGGAUAGCGAAAUUACAGGCGCAGUUGUGGGACGCCCGGCACCGCGCGGAGAACGCCGAGGUCCAGGCCAGCCGCCUGCAGGAGGAAGUGGCGCAAAAAAAGAAGGUUGAAGAGGAGUUAUCAGAAACCAAGCAAACGCUAGCCAAGGAGACGGCGGAAGUGGAGCACCUGCAGGACGAACAGCGACAGCUGAAGGAGGAGAAAACCUUUCAGGAAGCGAAAUUGGAGCGGAAAAAAAGUGAUCUAACCACCACCGCACAGCAGCAAUCGAAACAGGUGGAGGAGUUGACGACGCAUCUCGAGGAGCAGCGGCACUUUUACGAGGAGCAGUUGCAGCAGUUCCGACAACGCACCGGGUCCGCGGAGCACACGUCUGCGGAAUCCCAGCGCCAGGUGGGCGAGAUGCGGACGAUGUUAGCGGAGCUCAAGCGCAAGGUGCAGGAGAAGGAGGAAGAGAACACCGAUCUGAAAACGGAAGACGUAGAGCACGAGCAGCAGCAACGCGCGGAAGCGCUCGCCAUGGCCAAGAAAAUCGAGGGUAUGACGGCGGAGCUCAGUGCCAAUCGCGCAACGGUGGCAAAAAUGCGGGAGCAGGUGCAGGGUGUUUUGAACGAAGCCGCGGUAAGCGGAACCCAAGGAGAGAAAGCUGGCAGUAGUCCGUCAAAGCUCGGUAUGUGUUUUUUUUCGUACGCGAGGAAGAUUUCUGCGGUGUUUCAUCUUUGUAGUUUCGCAACUUGUUGACGCAUCCGCAUUACAAUGGAAAGCAAAGUCGCAUGCAAUUCUUGUUUUCAAAACAGACGACUCCUUGCAGAAGGACGUCCAGGAAAACAUUGGGAAAAUCAUGAAGACGGGCAACCCGAUGGUCCAGUCGAUCAUCUACGAGACCGUGGCGCUCGAGAAGCGAAACAGGGAACGUCGUUUGCGAGACGAGGCCGAGCUUACGGCAGCUAGAAAAGAGGUACGAGUUGUUGCGUUUUCCCGACUUCGACAGCGUACUACAGCAGACUAGUAAGAAUGGUUUAAUUAAAGAUGAUACUUGCAUCCGCUGCUCUCCCGGGGGCACGUCGUGACGCAACGAGAAAAUAAAUCUUACGGCUAAAAAGUAGAACAUUUGGUAAACAGGUAGCGACUUUGACGGCGGAGUUGCGGAGUGUGCAGGCGCAGCUUGGGUUGGAGGAGCACAACCAUUCCGAGGACACGACGCACGCGUCGGGCAAGGAGCGUAUUCUGCAGGGCCGCGUGACGGAGUUGGAGAACCAGCUCUCGGCCGCGGAGGGGGAGCUGACCGAGUACCGCCAGGAGCACACGCAAGACAAAGAGGUGCGGCAGGAGCUGGAGUCGGACUACGCGUCGGCGGAGAAAGAUCUGGAGUACUUCCAGGCUGACAACGCGCGGCUGCGUAUCCUAUGUAAAAACGUCUGCACCUCAUAGUUGUAAUGCAAAUCUGCAUGCUGAAAAUGUUUCUCAUGCGUUGCCCCAAGACAGCCACUUUUUAAUGCUACCUGGGAGUUUGUCAUGCUGGAAUCAGGAUAAGGUAGUCAAUUUGUCAUGCGGCUGCGCUAGCCAAACAGGAUCACACUACGAGCCCAAACUUGUCAUGCUCAACAGCCAAAAGUUGGAGAUUUGUGUUGCAGAUUUGCCAACUUGACCCUGGUGUGGGGACAUUUUUACUCAGGAUACUGCGCAGCGAACUGCGGCAGUUGACGGAGAAGUACAACCGCGAGUCGCUCACCUGGUGGACGGACGCCAACGAGGGCGAAAAACUGUCGGAGGAGGAGGUCACCGGCCUGAAGGGCAAGAACGACCUGAUCGGCAGUCUGCAGCAGGAGAUCAAGGAUUUGAAGGACCAGCUGCGCAAGGCGGUCGGCGCCAAGGGCGGCAAUAUGUACGACAAGUUUGUGUGGGGGGACGCAAAUAGCACCUACCCGUUGACGGACGUGGACGUAGGCGCGGACCUCGGGAAGGUGCUGGACAUCGUGGACGACAUGCAGGAGCGGGUGGAGAAGGCCAAGGCGCUGCCGUCCUACUCCACCGACGCGGCGCAGAAGAAGCUGGUGAAGGAAAUGAUGAUGACCGUGGACGCCAUCCGGAAACUGCUCCUCCGCGCGUCGGC
Molecule: messenger RNA, 4134 nt
Organism: Amoebophrya sp. A120
Lineage: Eukaryota; Dinophyceae; Syndiniales; Amoebophryaceae
Source: the annotation of a GenBank genome assembly